Aphis gossypii (cotton aphid) is the source of this 2566-nucleotide messenger RNA. RefSeq lists its product as uncharacterized. Lineage: Eukaryota; Metazoa; Arthropoda; Insecta; Hemiptera; Aphididae. Gene Ontology annotation, biological process: regulation of DNA-templated transcription. The record is from RefSeq and is a predicted model, not a curated record. Bases 394 to 2073 code for a protein of 559 amino acids. Gene Ontology annotation, cellular component: nucleus. The transcript has 6 exons.
CCAUAUCGGCGAGCAAAACGCGCCACCGUCGGAGUGGAGGCACUGCGUAGUCGGAAUUAUUAUUAUUAUUAUUAUUAUUAUUAUGUAUUCUGUGCUAUUAUUAACAUACUGCAAAGACUUCGGUCGCGACACAAUAGCCGCCGCCACAGCAAGCGUCGCUGUCGCAAACCAGUAAUUAUCGCAAUAUCGCCGUCGACGCGUUGUUCCUCGUCUCGGCCGUCGCCCGCGUUUUUUCCCAGUAACUCGUGUUGUCGUGUACUCGUGUGCUGUUCGGCGUUGACGCAUACUUACGUUUUCUUUCGGACUUGCGACUCGCUCUUUGGUUUUUUUUACAAUAAAUUGCUGCUGGCCGUGACUACUGCUCAAACGUGCUGCUCAAACCUUUGUCACAAGAUGUCUUGGGCUGUGAACGAAGGGGCAUCCACUUCUGCCACUCUGACGAAGUACGAACGCAUGCUACUAAAAUCGGCAGUCAACAAAGGGGCUUCCACUUCUGCCGCUCUGUCGAAGUACGAUAUCUUGGGACGAGAAGAGGCGUCGCCUUCUGCCGCUCUGUCGAAAUACGAUAUCUUGGGACGAGAAGAGACGUCGCCUUCUGCCGCUCUGUCGAAGUACGAUAUUUUGGGACAAGAAGAGACAUCGCCUUCUGCCGCUCUGUCGAAGUACGAUAUCUUGGGACAAGAAGAGGCAUCGCCUUCUGCCGCUCUGUCGAAGUACGAUAUCUUAGGACAAGAAGAGGCAUUGCCUUCUGCCGCUCUGUCGAAGUACGAUAUCUCGGGACGAGAAGAGGCACCGCCUUCUGCCACUCUGUCGGAGUACGAACUCUUGCGACUAGAAAACAUGAAAAACCUGCAGCAAGAGGUCGGUGAUUUAUUUAAUAAUACUGUACAAAGUGCUCAAAAGCUAAACAAAAAUUUGAAAUUCCGGAGUAAAAGAAAGCCAGCUUAUCGACCAGGUCAACGAAUAAAAUUAUUCUCUAAGCUGGAAAAAUCAUCAAAUAUGAAGAAGACUCAAAGUGAAGAUAUCCGUCGUUCAUUACGUGAUAAAAGAAAACGAAUUAAUUAUGAUUCUAAUAAAGAAAAUAAUGAUGGAAAAAACAAAAAACGUCGACAAAGAUAUAGCCAUCAGAAAAAGUUUCCUUUAAAUAAACCUAAAGGUUUAAAACCAAAAUUUAGCCGAAAAGUACCUCGAUUGGAUGUAUCUAAUGUAACACAAGAAAUGUUGGACAACAUAGUUUACAGCAGUGUAGGAAAAAAAUAUAGUACUGAUGAAGGGACCACUUGUCACCAAUGCAGACAAAAAACUAUGGACCAAAAAUCAUUCUGCCGUAACAAGAGCUGUAAUGGAAUGAGAGGUAUGUUUUGUGGUUUUUGUUUGAGCAGACGGUAUGGUGAAGAUGUAGCUGAAGCUUUAUUAAAUCCGUUAUGGACUUGUCCACCAUGUCUUGGACGUUGUAACUGCAGCAUUUGCAGACGUGAUCAGGGCAAAGAUCCAACCGGACAGUUGGCACAAGUAGCUAAAGCUAAAGGAUAUAACUCUGUUUACGAUCUGUUAAAGACAAUAGAGAAGGAACCAGAUAACACUAAUGAAAACCCUAUUGAUAAAUGUGAACCAAAAAAUUGUAAUUCCGUUGAAAACAAUAUUGAACUUCAAAACAGUGAUUUAAUUGUGCCUACCAGUAAUCAGUUAAAUAUUAAUAAUUUGAAUGAUGAGGCUGUAUUUGUUGAAAGUAAUGCUAACAACAAGUUAGAACCAGAUAACACUAAUGAAAACCCUAUUGAUAAAUGUGAACCAAAAAAUUGUAAUUCCGUUGAGAACAACAUUGAACUUCAAAACAGUGAUUUAAUUGUGCCUACCAGUAAUCAGUUAAAUAUUAAUAAUUUGAAUGAUGAGGCUGUAUUUGUUGAAAGUAAUGCUAACAACAAGUUAGAGCAGUUGAAAUCAAAGAAAAAUGAUUAUUGCGGUAUAAAGGAUGAAGAACAAUGUAACUCUGAGAAUUAUAUAGUAGAGCCUAGAGAAACUUCAGAAAUGAUUAUUGAUAAACUUUAUAAAAAGUUUAUAUUGUCUACAUGAUUACAUUAUUAGAAGAAGAAAAUUAAAAAAAAAAAACUAAAAAUUUUCCAAACAUAAUCAGCGAGUAGCUAUAUCACUUAUUAAUAUUAUUACUAUAUUUUAUAUAUUUAUGAGUUUUUUUCAACUUAGAAUUUGGUUUAUUUUUCACCAUGAGUUAUAAUUAAGAGUAACAAUAUAAAGUUAAACUAAAUAUUUUAAGUUAUAAAUUAAAGUUUAUUUAUAUGUAUAUUUUAUUGUAAAAUUAUCUUGUUUGAAAUUAAUAUUUACAAAUUAUUCACAAGUGCUUAUAAUUAAUAUUAAUUUUUUUUUUAUACAUGUAUUAAUAAUUUUGUUUGUUAAUUUUUUUAGGCGUACAACCAUAAAAGUAAAAAAUAUAUUUAGUUGUAUAAUUUUUGAUUAGAGGUUUGUCAUAAAUGUAUAACAUUUUUUUUUCAGAAGAUAUAAAACAAGUUGUGUAUUUUUUUAUAUAUACAUAAGUACUAUAAUAUUAAGU